Cuscuta europaea is the source of this 3779-nucleotide messenger RNA. Lineage: Eukaryota; Viridiplantae; Streptophyta; Magnoliopsida; Solanales; Convolvulaceae. The record is from the annotation of a GenBank genome assembly.
CUGACACUCUUUCCUCCUCACUUAUACUUGGUAUACUAGUUGCUACCGCCAUUAUUAUUCUUUCUUCUCUUUAAUUAACCCCCACCUUCCUCGCCAGGAGUAAUUUCUGCCACUUCUCCUUUUUCGAUUUUGUUUGCCACCACAAAUUCCUCCAUUCUCAUCUUCAUCGACUAAUUUCAUGCUCAUCAUCAUAAUUUAUAUGCGUCUGAUUUCCCGACUGUUACUCUCAAUACAUAAUUAAUUACCCUACCAUGCACCUUACUAUAAACAAUGCAAUGCCCCCACGACCAUCACAUGUCUAAAAACUAGCUUCUCUCUUUUUUUUCUUGGUUGUGUUUAAGAAAGAACCCUCAGCUCAGUUGUUUAUUUGUUUCUGUCUCCGUGUGAUGUUUGGUUUGAGGAGUAGCUGCUGCCUUUAAUUCUAGUUCUCAGUGUUGUUUGUUUUAAGUUAUUGGUAAAAAAGAUCGAUGGAGUUGGGAGGUGGCGGCGGUGUCUCUAGCGGCAGUGGCGGCGCCAGUGCUGACCACCACCAUGAUUCUUCCGACCGUAACCGGGCGAACAAGAAGCGUUACCACCGUCACACUGCCCAGCAAAUCCAGAGGCUUGAAUCGAUUUUCAAAGAGUACCCACAUCCAGACGAGAAGAUAAGAUUACAGUUAAGCAGAGAGUUGGGUCUGGCUCCUCGUCAGAUCAAGUUUUGGUUCCAGAAUAGGAGGACCCAAAUGAAGGCACAACAUGAACGGGCGGAUAAUAGCACACUCCGGGCAUUAAACGACAAAAUCAGGUGCGAAAACAUUGCAAUCAGAGAGGCUCUCAAGAACGUCAUCUGCCCGUCGUGUGGCGGCCCGCCGGUCAGGGAAGACCCUUACUUCGACGAGCACAAAUUGAGGAUGGAAAAUUUGGCUUUAAAAGAAGAGCUUGAUAAGGUGUCUAGUAUAGCUGCAAAGUACAUAGGGAGGCCAAUAUCACAGCUCCCACCAGUUCAGCCUAUCCAUCUAUCCUCACUAGACUUGUCCAUGUCUACUUACGGUGGCCAUCAUGGAAUAAUGCACGGUGGCCCUUCCCUUGACUUAGACCUCUUGCCGGGCAGUAACCAUCCGCCGAUGGCUGUGGCGGGCAUCUCUGACAGUACGGCGGCUCCUCCCUUCCCUCCACUAAUGAGCCUGUCGGACAUGGACCGAUCCCUCAUGACCGAUGUCGCUGGGAAUGCGAUGGAUGAACUGAUUAGGCUGUCACAUGGCAACGAGCCUUUUUGGACCAAGUCAACGGAUGGCGGGAGAGAGAUUCUUGAUAUUGAGAACUAUGAAAGGGUUUUCCCGCGAGCGAGUAACCAUAUUCACUGCAUGAAGAACUCCAACAUCAGGAUCGAGGCUUCUCGUGAUUCGGGUGUUGUCAUUAUGAAUGCUCUUUCUUUGGUUGACAUGUUUAUGGAUGCGAAUAAAUGGGUGGAAUUAUUUCCCACCAUUGUCUCCAAGGCCGCAACACUUGAAGUAAUAUCAUCUUCUGGAGUAUUAGGCAGCAGAAGUGGAACAUUGCAAUUGAUGUACGGAGAAUUGCAGGUGCUGUCACCUUUGGUUCCUACACGACAACUUUAUUUCUUAAGGUUUUGCCAGCAAAUCGAGCAAGGGACAUGGGCAAUAGUUGAUGUUUCUUAUGAUAAUGGUAAUAUUCCUCAUCAAGAAACUUACCAUUCUUCUUCUUGCAAAGUACAUCGCCUCCCUUCUGGAUGCUUGAUUCAAGACUUGCCCAAUGGCUAUUCCAAUGUGACAUGGGUGGAACAUGUGGAGGUGGAAGACAAGGUUUUAGUUCAUAAACUGUAUAGAGAUGUUAUCCAAUGUGGAAUGGCUUUUGGUGCAGAAAGAUGGCUUGCUGUGCUUCAGAGAAUGUGUGAGAGAUUUGUUUGCCUAAUGGUCAGUGGCAAUUCCACCCGUGACCUUGGAGGAGUGAUCCCAUCAGCAGAAGGGAAGAGAAGUAUGAUGAAGCUAGCACAAAGAAUGGUGAGCAGCUUCUGUGCUAGUGUGAAUCCAUCCAACGGUCACCAUUGGACGACGCAGUCCGGGGCCAACGAGUUCGAGAUACACGCCACCCUGCAGAAGAGCACCGACCACGGCCAGCCAAAUGGCGUCGUCAUCAGUGCCGCCACCACCAUUUGGCUCCCAAUUCCUCCCCAAACUGUGUUCGAUUUCUUUAGGGAUGAGAGGACUCGACCCCAGUGGGAUGUUCUUUCCAACCAAAACCCUGUCCAAGAAGUGGCUCACAUUGCAAAUGGCUCACAUCCAGGGAACUCUAUAUCUGUUCUUAGGGCUUAUAACACAAGCCAGAACAAUAUGCUAAUAAUCCAAGAAAGCUGCAUAGACUCCUCCGGCUGCCUAGUGGUGUACAGCCCGGUCGACUUGCCGUCCAUCAACAUGGCGAUGAGCGGCGAGGACCCCACCUACAUACCCCUCCUCCCUUCCGGUUUUACUAUCGCACCCGACGGCAGGUCGGGCCGGGGAAAUAACAAUAACAGCAACACAAUAACUGAUCACCCCUUUCAGCAGGCAUCAUCAUCAUCAAGUACAAUCAACAAUCCGGGUAGUACCACUGCCACUGCAGGUGCAGGCGGGGAAGGCGGUGGGUCUCUUAUCACAGUUGUGUUUCAAAUAUUGGUUAGUAGUUUCCCGUCGGCUAAAAUGAGCCCCGAGUCCAUCGCCACCGUCAAUAGCCUCAUCGGAAACACUGUUCACCAAAUCAAAGCCGCCCUGAAUUGCUUUGGUAACCCCACCCCAGCUUAGCUUCCUGAAUUUCCUCAUGUUUAGACUGCCUAUUCCCUAACAACCAUAAAGUUUCUCCUUUUCUUUACAAACCCAUUCUUUUUUUUUUCUCUUUCAAGUUUCAAACCCUAAAUCCUAGGGAAAAUUUACUGUUGGAACGUCCUCCUUUUUUACUUUUACCCCAAAUAGUUGAAUGCUCUAACAUUAAGUCCUCAACUCCAUCUACUAUUCCAAGGGAUUGAUGACAGAAUGUUAGGGUGCAUAUAUACGCCUAGCUAAUUAUAUACGGAGUAGUUGUACGUGGAGCUAAGAAAGCCUAAGUUUCGACCCGAAUCCAAACCCGACCAUCUUCAAAAUUUAUUGAACCGGCCAGGGGACUGUAAGUGUGCAUGGAGCCUGCUGCUAGUGUCUUUAAAGACACAACAGUACAGUUUCUAGUAGCUAGCUACAACAAAUACAAUGGUACAGAAAGGAAGGCUGGCUACAUGGCUGUUGAAUUGAAUGAGGCAGAUCAGAUCAGAGAGAGUUAAAUUAGGGUUAGUUGGGAAGCUAUGAAUGCUGAUAUGGUCCAUGAAUGAAGAGCCAGACGCUGCUGCCUCUCGCAGUCAAUGCCAUUAUCGAUCCUCUCUUUCUAGCUAUAGCUCCUUUAUCAUUAUUACUCCGUAUUACUAUUGGGAAGAAUUAACUUUUUGUGGGAAUUUUUUAUUUUUUAUUUUUUGAGCCAUCGUUUUUAUCUUAAAAAGGGAGUCAAGAACGCACCAUAUAUACAUUUACUUCUUGCUGUGGUCCUCUAGCUAGCAUUCACUUCCUCCUGCCUUGAAUUUUGUUUCGGCAGAUCAGUAGUCACUGUCAUAGUUUAAGCAUACACAGCAAGGAUGAUAUUAUUGUAUGGUUCGGGUAUUGACUUCUCUUAAUGAAGUGAACUUUCAUCUUUUUACCACGGAGUAGUAUUUUUAUUACUAUGAUGAUAUAAUCAUGUACCAACACUUGAUAUGCACUAUUUUUAUUGUUAUUUUAGUAUUGUUU